Calliphora vicina (urban bluebottle blowfly) is the source of this 4305-nucleotide messenger RNA. It is a transcript of the gene CenG1A, whose product is annotated as Centaurin-gamma-1A. NCBI's taxonomy places the organism in Eukaryota, Metazoa, Arthropoda, Insecta, Diptera, Calliphoridae. Gene Ontology annotation, molecular function: GTPase activity; protein binding; GTP binding. The record is from RefSeq and is a predicted model, not a curated record. Gene Ontology annotation, biological process: activation of GTPase activity. The coding region runs from base 854 to 4291 and encodes 1145 amino acids. The transcript is spliced from 10 exons.
AUAGCAGAAAACAAAAAAAUAAAUGUAAAUUUUUGUUUGCCAGAAAGUGCUGCAGCAAAAAAAAAUAUUAAAAAAAAGAAGUUUUUGUUGUAUAGUUGUGUGAGUUUUUCGGUCGUUUCGUUUGCCGUGUGUGCGUGUAUGUCAGUCAGUCAGUCGAUUUGUGUGUAAACAACAAAAACAAACAUAUUUUGAUGAAAUUUACAAAACAACAACAAAAAAUCUUUACAAAACAACAAAAAAAUAUACAUAAUUUUGCUGCCUUUUUUUUAAUAUUGUUUGUGUAAUUUUACUUCGUGUCUGUGUGUUUUGUUGUUUUUACGAAAGUGUUAUUUUUUUUGUUGGUUGUUGUUGGCGUGUUGUUGCUGUUUUUCCUCUUCUUCUCAUGUAACUGACCAGAUUUCUACGUCACUCUCUGUGUCUUUUAUGGAAAUUGCAUUACAACAACAAUUAUUUAGCAGCAACAUUAAUAAUUCAUUCAAUUCAAUUAGAUGGGAAACAAAAUGUCUUUUUAUGUGAAAUUCGUGGGUGUUUAUAGAAUUUUUAAAGCAAGUGUUUAAGAAAAAAAGUGGUUUAUGUCUAAAAAACACAAAAAUUUAAUAUUAAAUGAGUAAUUGUCCAAAAAUAAUUAGAAAAAAGCAAGAAAAUCGUUAAAAAAGAAAAUAAAAAAGUUAAAAUAAUAAAAAAAUUACAAUGAAAAAGAUUUGAAAGCUUUACAGAAAUAAAAAUCAAAAGGCCAUUAAAAAUAAAAACGAAAAAUUAUAAGAAAAUAAAAUAUAAUUAAAAAAAAGAGAAAUAAAAAAGUCUUAAAAAUCCAACAAAAAGUGUUUCUGCAAAAAAACAAUCAUUAACAAACAUGAAUAAUUAUCAAAAUCAAACACCACCACCGGUGUUGAGAAAUCAUCAUCAACACCAGCAGCUGCAGCAGCAACAACAACAGCAGCAGUUGCAUCACAACAAUCAUCAUUUCUCAUCAACAGCAAUAGCAGCCGCCACAGUGGCAAUACCCUCAACAAUACAAUUGACACCUUCGCAUCAACUGCAUCAACAUCAUCAUGGGCAUCAUCUGCAACAGCCAACAAAUCAUGCUAUGAUGCAGCAACAUCAUCAGCAGCAGCAACAGCAUCAUUUUACAACACCUGCUGCACCAUUGCCACCGCUACCACCAACACCACAAUCACUAACCGCUGUGGCUGCCAACGCAACGACAACAACAUCAGCUGCAUUGUCAUCAUCAGCAGCAGCUCAAACAAAACUAGCAACACCUCAGCAACAACCGCAACCUCUAAUCAGCAAUUCGUUGGCCAUACGUCAAGAAAUACAACGUUUCGAAAGUGUUCAUCCAUCGAUUUAUGCCAUCUAUGAUUUAAUCGAUUUACUACCCAUAACGGAUGCUCAAAUCGCUCAACAAAUAAGAGAUCAUGUUGUCUGUAUUGAAGAUUCCUUUGUAAAUAGUCAAGAAUGGACGAUAUCACGCUCUGUGCCAGAUUUACGUUUGGGCAUUGUUGGCUCCUUGAACUCCGGCAAAUCGGCAUUGGUACAUCGUUAUCUGACGGGUUCCUAUAUGCAAGAAGAAUCACCCGAAGGUGGUAGAUUCAAAAAAGAAGUAUUCAUAGAUGGCCAAAGUUAUUUACUACUAAUCAGAGAUGAAGGAGGUGCUCCAGAAAUGCAGUUUGCUGCUUGGGUUGAUGCUGUUAUUUUCGUUUUUAGUUUAGAAAACGAAUCCAGUUUUAAUACAGUCUACAAUUAUUAUACAAAAAUGGCUCAUUUUCGUAACGGUCAAGAGAUACCCAUGAUUUUGGUGGGCACUCAAGAUGCCAUUAGCGAACGCAAUCCCCGUGUUAUAGACGAUUCUCGUGCCCGUAAAUUGGCCAAUGAUUUGAAGAGAUGUUCAUAUUAUGAAACCUGUGCUACAUAUGGCUUGAAUGUGGAAAGAGUUUUUCAAGAUGCCUGUCAAAAGAUUCUCUCCCAACGUCUACCCCUACCCGCAAAUGUUACCUCCAGACCCACCACACCCCAGGGCACACGGUUGGGCAUAGCCUCCUAUCAUCACAACUCACAAAAUGGCACCAAUACUAAUGGUUUUGCCUCCAGCAAUCCUUCCUCCAACUCCAUGCAGACAUCGGGUGCUGGUGGUGGCGCUGCUGGUAAUCUCACCCUACCCCAUAGACAUCAUGUACUGUCCAGUUCAACACAUCACAUACCCAUGCGUAUGAGUGCUGACUUUGUGCAUGGCGAACAGCAGCACAGUCUGCCGCCCACAGGCAAUGCUCAAAAGCUGUGGCAGCAGCAGCAACCUCAAGAAACCCAACAUGUACAAUUGAGAUCUCAUCACAAUCGCGAACGUGACUACAAUUUGACCAAUGAAAACAACAAUAUAACCAAAUAUAACCCACAGGGUUCAAAUUCCCAAAAUAGUUCAGCCUCCGAGCAGUUGGCUCCUUUGUCGUUGGUGCCUUUAAGAGAGAAAGACUCUAAUUUGGCGGUGAGUGGCAAAGAUUUACCCACACCCACAUCAACACCCACAGCCAGUAGGAAAUCGCGCAGAAGAUCGAAUCUCUUUAUACCUUCUUCCUCCAAAAAGGGAGAGAAAGAAAUGAAAAAUGGUGAAUUAGGUAGUGGACGCUCGAUACCCAUUAAACAGGGUUAUCUCUACAAAAGAUCUAGUAAAUCGUUGAACAAAGAAUGGAAAAAGAAAUAUGUGACCUUGUGUGAUGAUGGCAGACUGACUUAUCAUCCAUCGUUGCAUGAUUAUAUGGAUGAUGUACAUGGCAAGGAGAUACCCUUGCAAUAUGUAACAGUUAAGGUGCCCGGACAAAAGCCCAGAGGCUCCAAAUCUAUUAUAACAAAUAGUGCUUUGACCACAUCAAUGUUGUCUACCAAUAAUGCUUUCGAACCCUUAAAGGAGUCUGCUGUCAAGUCCAACUCUUCACAACAAACCAGCGGUGACGAAGGCAUAGCCAUGUCCAAUUCAAAUUCUCAAACCUUUAUAGCCGGCACCACGGAGAACUCACAGCGAGAACUUUUAGCUGUUAAUGCCUCCAAUAAACUGGAAGCCCAAACACCCAAUGUUAAGAAACGUCAUAGACGCAUGAAGAGCAGCAGUGUUAAAUCCAAUGAAAUUGAUGAUUCUGAUGGCUAUGAGUUUUAUAUUGUUUCAUUGGACUCCAAACAAUGGCACUUUGAGGCGGCCAAUUCCGAGGAAAGAGACGAAUGGGUGGCGGCCAUAGAACAGGAGAUUUUCAAAAGUCUACAAACCAUAGAAAGUACCAAAUUGAAGCCGGCUACUACUAGUGAGUUGGCCUCCAUGGUGACGAUACGUACGCGGGUACCGGGUAAUGGCUAUUGUGUCGAUUGUGAUGCACCAAAUCCCGAAUGGGCCAGUUUAAAUUUGGGUGUCUUAAUGUGCAUUGAAUGUUCGGGUAUUCAUCGCAAUUUAGGUUCUCAUAUAUCUAAAGUACGCUCUUUGGGUCUGGACGAUUGGCCAGCCGGCCAUUUAAGUGUUAUGCUGGCCAUUGGCAAUAGUUUGGCGAAUUCUGUAUGGGAAUCUAAUACACGCCAGCGUACAAAACCCAAACCAAAUUCAUCUAGGGAAGAGAAAGAGGCCUGGAUUAGAAGUAAAUAUGAGGCCAAAGAAUUUUUAACUCAACAGAAUACCAAUACAAAUGCUACACCCGGUCAGCAAUUAAUUGAAGCUGUGAUUAGAUCUGAUAUGAAAUCCAUUGUUUUAAUAUUGGCCAAUGCCAAUACUGAAGUCACCAAUGCCAAUGUUAGUCCUAGAGAUGUUAGGACUCCCUUACUAUUGGCCUGUGCCAUUGGCAACCUAGCCAUAGCUCAACUUUUAAUAUGGAAUGGUGCCAACAUCAAACACACCGAUCAUGAGGGUCGCACUUGUUUGGCCUAUGCCAGAGCUGCUCAAUCUUUGGCCACCGCUAAAUCCUUAAAGGCAGCCGCCGCAGCAGCUGCUAAUUCACAAAACGCCAGCACCAGUAAUACAAAUUCCAGUAUGGCUAGCAAUACUUCAUCGUCAUCAUCCUCGGUAUCCAAUGCUACCACAACCUCAACUAACUCAGUUUCAGCCAGCAACAGCUGCAGCACGGCUAACAACAGCACUACCACGAAUGGUGGUAUACCAGCGCCUCACUAUAGUGUGGAAGAGACCACAGCUUUGGUGGAACUUUUAACGGGUUUGGGUUGUCCCGAAUCGGCUCCAUUAACAGCCAGUGGCACAUUACCACGAAGACGGGAUACUUUGGGUACACCCUAUGAGAAAACCGUAUCAGGGGUGAUAUAAAAUAAUCAUAUAUU